This is a messenger RNA of Eriocheir sinensis (Chinese mitten crab), 2011 nucleotides long. RefSeq names its product piggyBac transposable element-derived protein 3-like. The record is from RefSeq and is a predicted model, not a curated record. The coding region runs from base 133 to 1998 and encodes 621 amino acids. NCBI's taxonomy places the organism in Eukaryota, Metazoa, Arthropoda, Malacostraca, Decapoda, Varunidae. The transcript has 3 exons.
CAGAAAGCUGACACCGCCACCCAGCCCAAGUUGCGUUUCUUCAAACAUUCAUCAGUCGUCUUCUGGUCGUGAACGUGUCAAGACACGCGUGCACCUGCUCACACACUCUGCCUUCACUCACCCUGUGCAGUCAUGUUUUCGAAGGCAAUGUUUUAUGGGAGACGGAAUGCUGCCUUGGAGAACCAGGACAUGGAGCAAGCUGACUGGAUAGCUCCAUUAGAGCCUGAAGGCAGUGACAUCGAGGUUGAUGACCCCGAAGACUGUGACAUCAGGGACCCUACCUUCACUCCUGACGACGACCUAGACCAGGAUGAAGCAUAUGAAGAACCUUCAACUUCUAGAGGUAGACAAGGUCACAAGGUCAGUAGGGUUAUCCCUCAAGCUAUGCCGGAGGAAGAGGAGGAAGUGCAAUCUUCUAGUAAGAAGUCCAAGAAUCGACACUGGAAGAAGGAAGACAUUCAAUAUGAGCCUCUGCCUGACUUCAUUCAUCCUCGUCCCGACUUUCUGAGACAGCCGUAUGAGUACUUCUCUCUUUUCUUCACUUCCGAAGUGAGAGAACACAUUACAUACCAGAGUAACCUGUACUCCAAGCAGCAGGAUGUGGCCAGUAACUUCAACAUGAGUGAAGAGGAACUUUUGGUUUUCCUGGGCAUCAUAAUGUACAUGGGGCUGGUUCCUUUGCCCAGUAUUGUGGACUAUUGGGCUGUCCAGACAAGAGUUCCUCAAGUUGCUGACUUUAUGUCGAGGAACCGCUUUAAGUCAAUACGUUCGAAGCUGCACUUCAAUGACAAUGACCAAGCAAGUGGAUCACAAGACAAGUUUUUCAAGGUGCGACCAAUCUUCACCAAUGUUACCAAGGAGUUCCUGAAGGUGCCUGAAACUCCAGUCAAUUCCAUAGAUGAGGUGAUGGUCGCGUACAAGGGAACUACGGCUGGUAACCUUCGCCAGUAUGUAGCCAAGAAGCCAGACAAGUGGGGCUACAAGCUUUUCUGCCGUUCCAGUGUGGACGGGUUUAUACAUGAUAUCCUCAUGUAUCAAGGAGCUCCAACCUUUGUGAGCCAUCCUACAACACUUUCAGAAGAGGAGAGCUCAAUGAAUGUGACUACAAAGUUUGUUGUUGCCUUAGUCAAGACCAUCAAAGACCCAAGGAAUUCAGCUGUGUAUGCUGACAAUUACUUUACAAGCAUUGGCUUAGCAGAGUACUUGAGGUCCCAGUAUGGAUGCCGAUAUGUGGGCACUGCUAGGGAGAACAGAGUUGGCUUUCCACCCCUGCAGUCUGUGAAGGACAUGAAUAAGAAGUCGGUACCAAGGGGCACUCUUGAGUACGUGUCAUCUGAUGGCAUCCUCAUUGCUAGAUGGAAGGACAACAGCAUUGUCACAAUCCUGUCUACGGAUGUUGGCGUGGAGCCCUUGGGCGAGAUUGAUCGGUACUCCAAAGAGGUCAAGAAGAAGGUUCCUGUGACAUGCCCAUAUGUAAUUGCAAAAUACAACAGCCGAAUGGGCGGCAUAGACAAAAGUGAUAUGCUAACGCAUCUUUACAAGACCCCCUUCAAAGCUAAGAAAUACUACAUGAGGCUUUUUGCCUACAUCCUGGACCUGAUUGUAUGCAAUGCAUGGAUCUUAUACAAGAGGGACUGUUUGGCAUUGCAGUCACUGUGCAAGUGUAUGCCCCUCAAGAGGUUUCGUCUGGACAUCUCUACUUGGCUGAGGAGCUUCAAGAUGUCUACUACCAGGGUCACCAGAACUUCCCUUGGCACUCGAGAUGUCCCUCUGCCUAGGCGGGGUCAAAGGGCGAUCUUGCCAACUGUAGAAGCCCGUCAGGAUGCCACCUCUCUCCAUAUGCCGAAGCAUGUGGAGAUGAGACAGACUUGCAAGUACUGUUCCAACAAGGAUCACAUUCACAGGUCUCGUUGGAUGUGUGAAGAAUGUAAGGUGGCGUUGUGUCUAACUGACACAAGGAACUGCUUUGCUAUGUUCCACAAAGCUGGUUCAGUGUAAUGUACCUAUGCCA